UACUUUGACAAAUUAGUCCGGCACAUACGUAUGAUCGGAGAAAUAAACACAACUUUAUUUACUGAGGCCGGAUGCAAAUUAUCUGUGUUCAAGUACGGAACGUGAUGACGCUGAAGGAUAUCAGUCACUUUUUGGCAAGAUGUGGAAAACUGUUUAGCUCGUUGAGGUGAUGUGCGAGAACUCUAGCGGUUCUCCAGAAAGUGAGAGUUCUCAGGAUGAUUGGCAGAAAUCUUUUGAUGAUCCAGAAACUUCCCAGUUUAAUGGUGAAAGCCCUGUUCAAAUCAGCGAGCGCACACGAGCGCUGCAUUGCAAUGCUUGGGAAGCUUUCUUAGAUAGAGAUGGCAGAGUGGUGAAUGAGUCUGCUCUCAGAAAAGCAGUAUUUAAAGGUGGUAUUGACUGCAAGAUAAGAAAGGAAGUCUGGAGUUUUUUGUUUGAGCUGUAUCCAUUUUCAUCAACGAGGAGGGAAAGAGAAGCCUUAGCUGCUGAAAAUAUAGCACAAUAUGGAGCACUGAAAAUGAGAUGGAAAGAGCUUUUAAAGAAUUACAAACCUCCAGUGGAUCCUGAUGUCCCUGAGUCAAUACCUCUCUAUCUGAGAGAAUGUAAGAACAAUCAAAUUAAUAACACUGUAAGAGAUGAUGUCACGGAUGGCUUAUCAAAAGAGGUAGUGGAUGAGGAGCAAAUGGUGUUUCUUAAUCUUACAGCAAAGUUUAAGGCAGAUCGCCAACCUAUAGAAAUCCAGAAAUUGUAUUCAUCGAUCAGAGUAAUUGAUAAAGAUGUGCCAAGGACAGACAGAGGACAAGCUUUCUUUGAGGGAAAAGGGAAUCAAAAUCUUCUUGUGCUACGAGAUAUUUUAAUAACAUACAGUGCAUAUCAUCAAGAUGUAGGAUAUGUUCAAGGAAUGAAUGAUGUUUUAAGUAGAUUUUUAAUUGUGCUGGGAUCAGAAGCACAGGCUUAUUGGUGUUUCACUAAUUAUAUGGAAACUGUCAAGAGAGACUUUCUAGAUGAUGGAAUGCUAGACAAAAUAACACAUGUCAGAUUACUACUAAAGAAAAUGGACGAGCAGCUUUUUAAUCAUUUUAAAGCAAACGGAAUGGAAGAUCUGCUAUUUGUUCACAGGUGGCUUGUUUUGACUUUUAAAAGAGAGUUCUCAUUCGAAGACGCGUUGACAAUGUUUGAAAUAAUCAGCAGUCAGCACCUUGAAUUGACAUCAAUGGAGGCUGAAAGAGAGCGAGAGAGACAGAGAGCUAAACAAUUAGAGAUAGAUGGAGGUGAAUUUCAUGCGCAGGUUGUGGAAAUGACAAACUAUUCGUUUGAGGUAUUUGUAUGUCUAGCUGUUUUGGAGGAAUACAGAAAAAGUUUAUUGAGGUGUUCAGAGGUUUCAUCCGUGUACAACACCAUUCACAGUUUAUCAAUGAAAAUGGACUUGAACAUUAUCCUCAUGAGAGCAGAGGAAUUAUUCUACAAAUACUGUCGGAAAUCUGUGGUUGACUGCUUUCAAGUGGUCGAUUUGGACACAAAAGAUGUAUCUUGAUACCAACAAGCAAGCCAGAGUAACUAGCGAAUAUUGCUAGGAGGAACGCUGUUAAACUUUAUGUCUAGAAUUGAUGACUUUUUUCAAUAGGAUGUUUGAAAUUCAAUUUUGCUUUCACAGUUUAAUUCACCUCUGCCUUCAAUGAUCAUUACUGUAACAGGUUUAACCUUUAAUCGCCAGAACACAUCACAAAAUUGUAAAACAGGAAUAUUUGUUUCUGUGGUAUUGCAGGAUAAAAGGUAAAGUUUAUGAUUCAUGAAAGCAAUAGUGUAAGAACCGUUCCGAGGCACAUCAACAGUUGUCGUAACUAGCUUUUGCGUGCACUCUGAUUUUGCUUGGUUAACAUUUUAAAAUAGGCAGAGUUACAGUAUGAACUGUCUUUUCCGAGAUAUUUGCUUUAUUUUUAAUUUUCCUGUGUGGGAACAUAAGAUAGCGAGUCAGCUUACUUGUAAGUUGAAUGACCAAAAAUAGCGAUCAAACAAAAUAUAACUUAUAUAUUUUUUUUAUUUUUAGGUACAAGAAAAACGAACUCAGGCGAAAUUUGUAUUAUCUAAUUUAUAAAUGGGCGGCAUAGGCUCAACAUAAAACCAGCGGGAUAUUUUUACCAUUAAUUAAAUCUCUCAGACCUUUGCUUGGAUUCUGGAAGUAGAAACAUGUCUUGUCAUGUAAUCCAAUUUAGCUAGGUCUUCCAUCAGCCAAAUGCUUUCGAAAAUUGAUAAAGAUUAUUGGUCAGAGUAUAUUAAAAAUUCGAGCCUAAAGAUAUAUGUUAUUAAGAUAUAGCACACCAAAGAGACUACAAACGAAUUUUUUAGUAAUUUUAUGAUAUGUAAUAGUCUUUCUUUCCAAGGAGCAAAAGUGGAAAAUAAAGUUUUUUAGGUAAAUAAAAUUUUGUACUUUCAGUCUUCUUGAAAUGAAAACGCCUUUCUUUUGAUGCAUUUUCACUAAUCAAUCGCACGAAAACGCCCGAGAACGCUGAUGGAGUCGAUAGUAAAAUAAUCCAUUUUUCCAUUAUUUUUCGUAACCCUUUUUAAUGGUCUCCGUUUUCACCUGUCACACUUGAAACGGAGUGUUCUGAAAACGAUGCGUUUUCAAAAUAAACCAUUUUUGAAACUUUU
Pocillopora damicornis (cauliflower coral) is the source of this 2646-nucleotide messenger RNA. Its product is annotated as TBC1 domain family member 15. Gene Ontology annotation, biological process: activation of GTPase activity. The record is from RefSeq and is a predicted model, not a curated record. Gene Ontology annotation, molecular function: GTPase activator activity. Lineage: Eukaryota; Metazoa; Cnidaria; Anthozoa; Scleractinia; Pocilloporidae.